Messenger RNA from Acanthaster planci (crown-of-thorns starfish), 3737 nucleotides. RefSeq names its product arginine and glutamate-rich protein 1-like. NCBI's taxonomy places the organism in Eukaryota, Metazoa, Echinodermata, Asteroidea, Valvatida, Acanthasteridae. The record is from RefSeq and is a predicted model, not a curated record.
AAUGGUGGAAAAUUACAACCGAAGCUGACAUCCUAGAAAUUUAUGGAACGUUUUGCUUGAUAUUUUUACGUUGUAGGAACAGCUUAUUGAACAUAAUGUGUUGAAAGAACUUGCCAAAUACCCUGGGUUACUCUACAGAUGAUUUUAAUGGCUCGCAUCAAGCUCAGGUGACCAAAAAUGAGGUCGUGAAGUCUCAGGAUUUAAUCUCUGGCCUCAGUCCCUUAUAAAUACUUACCCUUCCACGUGUCUGAAUAAACCUAAGUGAUAAGAAAAAAGAAACAAUGCCUCGAUCAAGGAGUCGCAGCUCUUCACCGAAGAAAAAGCAUAAACACAGCCGGAGGUCGCGCUCCCGGUCCAGGGACCGCGAGUCCUCCUCGUCCCGUCGGUCAUCGCACAAGCGCUCCCGCUCAAAGUCCAAGGAGCGACGGGAGCGGGAGCGCGAGAGGGACAGGGAGCGCAGGCACCAGCGAUCGCACUCCAAGUCUGGGCGCAGCAGCCCCGUCGUGGACAUUUUCGGCCGGGACCUGAGCAAGCGGAACGAGCUUGAAGAGAAGCAGAAGAAGGAAGAGGAAGAACGGCGGGCAGAGAUGGAGAGACAGCGCAAGAUUCGGCAGCAGGAGAUGGAGGCCCGCCUGAUCGAGGAGGAGGUGGCCAAGCGGGUGGAGGAGAUGGUGGCCAAGCGGGUGGAGCAGGAGCUGGAGAAGCGGAAAGACGACAUCGAGGCGGAGGUGCUGCGGCGGGUGGAGGAGGCCAAGCGGGUCCUGGAGGCGGCCAUGCUGGAGGAGAUGGAGCUGAAGAAGCAGCAGGAACUGGAGGCCCAGAAGGCCAAAGAGGAGGACGAGAGGAGGAAGCGAGAGGAGCUGGAGCGCAUCAUGGAGGAGAACCGGCGCAAGAUGGAGGAAGCCCAGAGAAAGCUGGCUGAGGAGAGGCUGGAGAUGGUUGAGCGCCAGCGUAAGAUGGACGAGGAGCGACUGGCAUUCGUUCAGGAGCAGCAGCGGCUGCAGAAGGCCGAUCAGGACCUGAUCCUGAACAAAAAGAGCGCUCGCCCCAAGCUCUCUUUCGGCCUGAAAAAGCCAUAGUCUGCCCCUCCUCUUUCCUCCAGCCAGUCUCCGCCCCCCACCCCCUCUAUCAGUCUUUUACACCUCGUCCCCUUGGUUUGGUGGUGAAUGGUGGCGAUCCGGGGGAAAAUUAAUUUCCCCCACCCCCCUCUGAGUCACCGUGUCAGCUCUGGCUGGGUGAACUUUUUUGGCUGCAAGUUGAUGAGAGUUGCAGUGCACCACGUGGAGGCGAUUUGCUAUGCUCCAAGGAAGUCGACUGCUGCCCUUUUUUUAUUUUUUUAAUGUUGGUAUCAAUCGUUGAAGUAGUCUCCCCCUGAAGUGAACGUUUCACCGGCAUAUUCAAGUUCUUUCAAAAUGUCUGAAAGGGAAUUGUCUUAAUCUUGUUGAGUGAGCAAGCCAUGGAGUGUUUCCCAUUUUUUUUGGGGGGGGGGUACCAUGUACAGAAUGGGAGAUUUUAAGAACUGUUCUGUUAGGCUGCUGGGUUGUUUCAGAACAUGUCUAAAGUACAGAUUGUAAGACUUGGACUCAAUUUUCCUGUGUGAUUUUCAAAUCUCAAAGCCUUUCAUGACGUCAUUUUUGAUCUGAAAAUUUUCUCCUGAAGUUGCUCAUUGAUUAGUGUUUUGUCAAUUGAGGUAGACCAAAAUGAUAGUUUUGUUUGACAAAAAAUAAAAUCUGAAACAGACUUCACACACACAGAGUUAAUUGAAGCAGUGGUAAAACGUGAAGACGUGUUCGCCUUGGAAGUCAGUCGUAUGCAUGUGACAGCCUCAGUCGACUUCUACCACUCUCAGAUGGUGGAAAAUAUUUCUAAGUGGCCAUGGCAGUUCAGCCUGUAGUCUGCAUUCCACCAUUUCAGGUGAGAAAUUGCAAAAACCGCUUCACUUGGGAACCUGCUUGCCGUAUUUGUUGAGAUUUUGACAAGUCGAAAGUUUGCUCUCCCGUACGGAAUGUUAAAAAAAUGUUUGAAAAAGUACAGGCAAGUCUCCUUUCUUUAGGGGAGAGGCCAUGGUCAGUUCUAAAAAGGGCCGCGGUUUUGGUGCAGCCACUGUUGAAAUAUUUUCCACACACGGUUUGUUAAACGUGUUUAUUAAUUUUUGUGCACUAUUGCGCCAGGUGUGUCACCUCAAGCCGCGAUGUAUUAUGAAUUAAGAUUGCCAGUAAAUGGGAUGAGAUAUAAUUAUGGGAUGAGGGGUAUAGUUUUCCACAAGCCCAGGUUAAACCCCACCCUUAUGGUUGUAGCCCCACCCUACAGUUUUAACCACACCCCCGUAGUUCUAGCACAACCCCCCCCAGUUCUGACCACACCCUUAAUUCUGGCCUCACCCCUACAGUUCUGACCCUCCCCUCGCAGUUCAAACUGCACUCCCCCCCUCUGCACCCGCCCCCAUGUUAGAGCUCUAUCCUCAUCCCUACCCUCAAAGUGCAGGCUCCCUCAGUACAAGUAAAGUUCUAUCCACAGGGAAACCCCCCCUACGUCAGCAAAAAAAACCCCACCCUUUGAAAAAUGUGACGUUCAACCUAUCGACUAUCCUUCAUACGUAGCAACUCAGGACUCCCAAUUCCAUGGUUUACCAGUUGCAUUUAGAUUUUGAAUGUGUAUUAACUUCCUCAGACUUGAAUGGUAGAAGCAGGGCCAAGGCGUUCUUGUAGGAAUAGAAUGUACCUAAAGGUAUACACCUGCUUGGGUGUCACAUGCAGAGUGUGGACUGAUCCUUUAUUCACCUGUGGUCAAAAAGACUCGGGGAAAAUGCUCCUUUUUCUCCCGUUCUGAUAACUCGUUGGAGCUGGAAUUUUGUUCAUAGCUUCCUUGACUGUUCCUUACCCUGACCCCAAAAAUGCCUCCGAUUGUAUUUUUUCAGAGGGGAGAAAACACUGUGUGGACGCGAGUCCUCACUUCUACCCCUACGUUAGGGGGACUUCUUUUGUGCGCAGGUCCACACUACGUAUACUUGUACACUUAAUCUUUCUGUGGUAUGGAAUUCCUUGUUUUAUAGCCCUGUAUCCUAGUUCCCAAUGAUGGACUCGAUUCAUCCACAUUUGUUUCAAAAUCCUGCUUAACCCCAACAGUCCUCAAUCCUUCACCUGUUGGAGGACUGAGGACUGUUAGGGUUAAAGCUCCUUUGUGGAAGAGGCAGGAAAGCCAAUGUCCGUUGUAAGGUUGUCAUAGUGGCAAUCUCCAUAAGACAUAAAAUCUAUAUGGAGAAAAAUGGCUGUUGCCUCGGUAGACAGACAUCACGAUGGUGGUGGUUAAAUUAUGAAUGUGAAAAGUAUGUGUGGUUAAGGGGAUUUUAGCUGAAAGGUUUGAAAUAUGCAUCUCUUUAAAAAAGAUCUGCCCGGUCAAUCCGUAGAUGGCAGAAUACAUGUACUUUCCCUUUGUGGAACAGAUUUCAUCAAUAGAGGUAACAGCCAGAUGUCCUAAUUCCAGCCAGGAUCCCCGAGACCAAGCAGAUGUCUGUAUUUUCAGUAUUUCCAUUCCAAGUUACUACAUUAUUUGAUCCGUGCAUAGUGCAGCCGAGGGCGCUUUUGUAAAUGUCUGCUGAUGACUACCCUUCAGAGAGGCACACCCUUACCCGUGAACAUGCAAGUUUGCUUUUUUCGUCGUUACGAGCCUCUCCGAGACGAAGACUUCUUUAAAAAAAAAAAUAUACCAAAACUUUUCCUGGUAACUUUUUCCUCGUU